AUGCAGCCUGGGCUUUAUAGUGCUAUUACCACUUCACUUCAUGUUGCGGUCAUCUUGAACUCUGCUUUUAUUCCUUUCUGUCUCUCCGCUCCUUCUGAUGCUAGUCUUGUUAUCUCUGUGAGAAACAACAAUCCCUUGAACAUCGAUUGGGAUCCAGCACCAGCACCUGAAGACGGCCCACCCUUAUCCGCUGGAGCCCUUCGAGAUCCUGCCUACCUACCCGCACAGAUCGGUGGCAUCGUAGGGGCCUACGCACUUUCGCUCGUCCUUGUCGCUGCUACUCUUCUACUGUUGGCGAAGAAGCGCCGGCAACAUCUCGAAGCUGCAGACGAGGACUUUGAGGAGCUAAAAUACGACUUGGCCUUUCCGGAAGGAUUCCCUCAAUCACCAGAAGAUCCAUUCCCAUAUUCGCUCACCACACCCAGGUCGCCAAUCAAGAACUUCUCCUAUCCGACACCAGUCGAGCAGGAACCAAACCCAUACGUCUUCCCGUCGCCACAGGAGCCGAAUCCUUACAUAAUCCCAUCUCCUCAAUCAUCAACGCUAGCACUCGGUGUCAACCCACUUGUCGACCAGAACGUGGUCGCCGCUGACAGAGAAAUGGCGCAGCAGCAGUUAGAGGAAAUGUACAAGUAUGUCAUGGAGCAGGACGAAGCGAAGCAGGCUGGCGUAGUGCUCCAGGCGCCGCCAGCCCCUAUGCUCAAAUCGCCGCCAACACCGUCUUCCCAAAAGUCCGGGUUCCUGAGGAAGGGGAAGAACAAGCCGGCAAAUCUUGAGCUGAACAACCCAGAGAUGGAGAAGCCGCAGUCGCGCACCUCUUCCAUUCUGUCGGCCCUGAAGUCGCCGCGUGGCAAGAAACCUUCCGUCAAGGGCAUAAGCAUUUCGUCGCCCAUCAUGACUCCAAUGUCUGGCACCUUUCCGCGUCAGGAGGGCGAGGAGAUGGAGACGAUCCCGCCGCGCCAUUACGCACCUGCGCCUCCUCCGCCUGUGCCUUCAGACCAGUAUCCCUACAUGGCAAGGAGGAUGACCCGGCCAGUGGAGCCGCUCACUCCACCCGACAUGUCACCAGAGAGCACCAUGAGCAUUGAUGAAAGGCUGGGAUAUGAAUUCGGGCAUGCGCGCAACACGUCUGAAGCCCCUACGGAAGGGGAGCCUGUUUCUGCAAUAUCGGAAAGGUCAACUACGCCGCUUGUCGGGUUGCCGUCAUCGCCAAAGCCCAGCGUCACACGGUUUCAAAUCCCUUCGCUCCCCUCGUCGCCCAAGCCUGGUGCCACGUUCCAAAGGGCCAAUGCGCCGUCUGCUGUGCGCACUGGUGGGUCACUACCGCUCCGGGCAUAUGAGCCAUCAUUGGUCUCGCCGUCGUUCCAGACCACGAAGCAGACGACGUUCGAGAGAGCACCACUGUCGCCGGGUCUGCGGACGCCGAUGACUGGGGCGGCUGUGCCUUACUCGCCUUACCAACCGUUUACGCCUGUUGUACCAAUGACUCCCUCGUUGGUGACCAAAGCGGACAGGAAAAGGAUGAAGCAGCUACAACCCAAGACGCCCACUUUGCAGAUGGUGAAGAGUGCGGACGACAUCUGGUAA
Messenger RNA from Truncatella angustata, 1587 nucleotides. RefSeq lists its product as uncharacterized. The record is from RefSeq and is a predicted model, not a curated record. The transcript has a single exon. Lineage: Eukaryota; Fungi; Ascomycota; Sordariomycetes; Amphisphaeriales; Sporocadaceae. Bases 1 to 1587 code for a protein of 528 amino acids.